Messenger RNA from Durio zibethinus, 552 nucleotides. Lineage: Eukaryota; Viridiplantae; Streptophyta; Magnoliopsida; Malvales; Malvaceae. The record is from RefSeq and is a predicted model, not a curated record.
AUGGCGAGAACUAUGGACAACAAGAGUAGUUUCAAGAGCGACAAUAGAAAACAGACAGUGCUGGUAGGAUGCCAUGAGGCUCAAAAGCGACAAACAAACAAACCAGGGAGUGAGAAGAAGCUGUGGAAGGCACCCAAGUAUAACCAUUAUAAAGUCAACUUUGAUGGCGCUUUUAGAGCUGCAACGAGGGAAGCUGGCAUUGGGGUGGUAAUUAGGGACUACAAACGAGAUGUCCUAGGUGCAAUGUCCAGACCGGUUACAAAUGUAGACAAUGCCAUGCAUGUAGAAAGAUUAGCAGUAGUUAAGGCUAUCGAAUUUGCCUCUUAUAUGGGAUUUAACAAAAUAGAAUUGGAAGGUGAUGCUUUGAGCAUUAUCAAACUGUUAAAGCAUGAGGCAGUAGAUCUAUCUCUUAUUGAAAACAUCAUGAAAGAGGUACAGUUUAAGCUCCGCCAUAUGGCAGGUUCACACUGUUCCCACAUCAGAAGAAAAGCAAAUGAAGCAGCCCACACUAUAACGAAACUAGCAGUAGGAACAUAUGAAACCAAAUGCUAG